Messenger RNA from Diachasmimorpha longicaudata, 518 nucleotides. RefSeq names its product ATP synthase subunit g, mitochondrial (gene ATPsynG). Bases 103 to 402 code for a protein of 99 amino acids. Lineage: Eukaryota; Metazoa; Arthropoda; Insecta; Hymenoptera; Braconidae. The record is from RefSeq and is a predicted model, not a curated record. Gene Ontology annotation, molecular function: proton-transporting ATP synthase activity, rotational mechanism. The transcript is spliced from 2 exons. Gene Ontology annotation, biological process: proton motive force-driven ATP synthesis.
CGCGAAGAGGUUAACCUCCAUUCAGUUCUGCCUUCAAUACUUCAUCUCACCUUUACGAAGCCUGAUUAAGCGAUUAAUCAACGUUAAUAUCAUCCUACGAAGAUGGCUGGACUCGCUGGAAAGGCAGUGACACUUGCUAAGACUGCACUGACACUGGCUAAACCACAAGCAGAGAUAAUCCUGCGUUACGCCAAGGUAGAGCUAACACCACCAAAGCCAGGUGAUAUCCCAGCAAUUCGUGCUGGUCUUGCAAAAUUAAUUCACAGUGCAAAAACCGGUGCGUACAAAAAUCUGACUGUCAAGGAGGCAUGGAUCAACACCCUCGUAGGAAUAGAAAUCUGGUGCUGGUUCUUCAUUGGUGAAUGCAUUGGCAAGAGGCAUCUCGUUGGUUACGACGUUUAAGUUUUUCAAUUCAUUAUUCAAUUAUUGAAGUAUCAUAGAUAUCAAAUUAUUGAUGAAAACAGAUGUUAACGAUACUCGUGCAUUCGUUGGAGUAAUAAAUACCUGAUUUCAAUGCA